AAGCUUUUUUGCAAUUUAUCACCAAUACAUCUAUUUAGACUGCGACUUCAGAAAAGUCAAAAUGAGUGCUUUUAUUGGAGACAUGACUCCUGAAGCUGGGAAUGAGACUCAGACGGACGAAUCAGGACCGGAUCAGGAAAACAUAAUUACAGAAACCCAGGAGGAUUCAGCGUCAUCCAGUCAACAAACAAAUGAAUCACUGCGGCCAAACUUAAGGCACCGCAUGUUACAGAAAACAGGCCUUUCAGAGCCGCAACCGAAGGAUGACACCAUAGAGUACCCAGCAGAUGACGAGUAUGGACUUUUUGAACAGGGUAGGGACUAUGAGCCGGUGUAUGUGACACACAAGUACACAAAGGAGGAGCAGAGAACUCUCAGUUCCUUUGAGAGCGUGGAUUACCUCCCUCCACACAGUGAAAUCUACAAACAAUGGCUCAAAAAUCAGGGCCCUCUAGGGUACAAUCUGGGGCGAUGGGUCAUCAUGGGACUGAUUGGGUUCUUUGUGGGAAUGAUUGGGUUUUUGCUCCAUGACCUGAUAGAAGAAAUAGCUCACUUGAAAUGGCAUUUAACACGACAAUUCAUAGAUGACAAUGAUUUUGCACUGGCAUGUGUUGUUGCUAUUGCAUACAGUCUGGUUUUCAUUAUAUUCAGUUCAUUCAUUGUUGUGUUUUUGCGACCAAGUGCGGCUGGCUCAGGGAUACCAGAAGUGACAGGGUUUCUUAAUGGGACCAUGGUCCGUCAUAUAUUUAAUGUAAAGACGCUGGCGGUGAAAUUCUUCUCUUGUGUGGCAGCAGUGGGGUGUGGCUUACCUGUUGGCCCAGAGGGUCCAAUGAUUCACAUGGGUGCUCUUGUUGGAGCGGGGGUGAGUCAGUUUCAGUCAGAGACCCUCAGAAUCAACCUCCCAAUCUUUGAGAGGUUCAGGACUUCUGAGGACAGACGUAAUUUUAUAUCUGCGGGGGCAGCUGCAGGGGUGGCUUCGGCCUUUGGUUCUCCAGUUGGGGGCCUCCUAUUUUCAAUGGAGGAGGUGUCCUCGUUUUGGACCACGACUUUAUCAUGGCAGAUAUUCUUCUGUUGCAUGAUCUCUACCUUCACGACCGAUUUAUUCAACUCAGCUUUUGCUGGAUUCAAAUUUACAGGCGCAUUUGGUCAGUUCAAGACAACCAGAUACAUUCUCUUUAAUAUUGAGAGGGGUAUAGAUGUUAACAUCUUGAUGUUUAUCCCUACCAUUAUUAUCGGACUCAUCGGGGGACUGUUGGGCGCAGUGUUUACAAUCCUCCAUCUUAAGAUGACACGAGGCAGGAAGAGGUUUCUGGCCAACAUAAAGAGUGAAUGGCUCCAGAAACUUCUCAGGAUAUUUGAACCUGCUGUUAUAAUUAUUAUUGUGACCAUUCUAUCAGUGUAUCUCCCCCAAGCCUUUGGUUGUACUAAGUUUACCUGCAUAGAAGGAGUUAGUGGGGAUGUCAGUGUGAACUGUAUGAAUGACACCAGGAAUCCACUACAUGUGGAGUCUACUGUAGAGACUUACACCUGUAAGAAAGGGAUAAUCACAGGAUCCACCAACACUACAAUUUACACUAACAGUACCUAUAAUGAAAUGGCCACUCUGAUGUUUGGGACCCUGGAGAAUGCAGUGAAGCGGCUCUUUUCCCGCGACACACAUCUCCAGUUUGGAUUUGGUUCACUGCUGACGAUGCUUGUCAUCUACUUCCUGUUGAUCUGCUGGGCUACAGGAACCUCUGUAGCCAGCGGUGCCUUGGUCCCCAUGUUAUUGGUGGGGGGUUUGUAUGGUCGGGCUGUGGGUCUCCUGAUGACCUACAUGUUUGGCGUCCACAGUGAGGAUUUUGGGUACUGGGCUUGGAUGGACCCAGGAGUUUUCUCACUGAUUGGGGCAGCCUCAUUCUUUGGAGGAGUCACCCGCCUGGCCUUAGCUGUGACUGUGAUCAUGAUGGAGCUGACCAAUGAUGUACAGAUCCUUCUACCAGUGAUGGUCUCGGUGAUGGUGGCCAAGUGGGUGGGGGAUUUCUUCACCCACCCUAUCUACCACGCCCUGCUGGAGCUGAAAUGUAUCCCUCUCUUGGACCCUGAGCCAAGAGUCAGGAUAGACAAACAACAGUUGAACUUGGACCUUUACAAGGCGGGUGACAUCAUGUCGUCCCCGGUGAUCACCGUCCAGACCCGCGAGUCCGUGUCCGUCCUGUCCACCCUCAUUCUGAACACGACUCACGGAGGAUUUCCCGUCAUUAGCAAAAACACAGACGGCAGCGAGAGCUUCUUUGGCAUCAUCACCAGAAUGGAGGUCAUAGUGCUCUUGAAGAAUGAUGCUUUGUUUAAGCCAGAGAAUGAUUCAGAGGAAAGUCUUGAAGAAGAUGGAGCUCCAUCUUGGGUGGAAUACAAUCAGUUGAAUGUACACAAGCUGACAGAUCCCCACGAUACAUCAGUGAUGCUACACAAGUAUGCCUCAGAUCCACGCUACAGUAGUCUAUAUAUAGACCUGAAAAUGUUUGCAAACCAGUCUGCUCUGUUCAUUCCGGAGAAGUUUUCGCUCCAGAGGACAUACAUAAUUUUCCGUACCCUGGGCCUGCGGCACUUGACGGUGGUAGACUGCCGGAACUCCGUGAAGGGAGUCAUCACAAGGAAGGACCUGAUGGGAUUCUACAUGGAAGAGAGGCUGGAGGAAAAAAUGAAAAGGAGGCCAACCUUGGAGUUGGAUGACCUUCAGAACCGAGGCACAGAUAGUGACCGGCGGAGUAGCGCCUGCACACAGACAGACUUACUGGACGUGUCGAUAUGGGUUACCACCCAGAGGCGGGGGUCCGCCGACAUCAUAGACACCGCCAUCAAAUCACACAACAUCAAGAAGGACUGGCAUGCCAGCUUAAAGGAGAUUGGAAUCUUCUGGGGAGGCUCCCUCAUAAUGCAAACCGUGAUCGGUCCCGGAAUUUUCACCUCCCCUAAGAACGUGGUGUCGGGAGCAGGGUCCGUGGGCUUGACCUUUGUCAUCUGGGCCCUGUGUGGGGUGUUCUCUACAUGUGCUGCCUUGUGUUUCUCUGAACUCCAAAUCUUUGUCCGACGGGCGGGUUGUGAGUAUGGCUACCUCCACAAAGCCUUCGGUCCCCUCCCCGCCUUUAUCUACACGUGGAUGCGUAUUGGUGCGGCCGAACCUUGCACCACUGCUGUCUUUGCCAAAGCGUUUGCCAGCUACAUCGCAGAUUUAAUCGGCGACGAUUGUGGACCGCCAGCUAUCCUACACAAGCUGUUGGCCAUUUUAGCGAUCAUAACACUGUCCAUCGUCAAUGCAUACAACGUACAGUUGGCAAGACAGAUGAUAUCUGUAUCAAAUCUGGCAAAAGUCAUCACUAUCGGUACCAUUAUAGCCAGCGGAAUAUACAAUAUUUCAUCCGGAAGAACGGGGUCGCUGGGGGAGGGAUUUAAAAACACCGAGUCCUCCAACAACCACGUGGUCUUUGCCGUCUACAACUCCAUGUGGGCUUAUGGUGGAUGGUCAAAUGUCCCAUCUGUCACAGCUGGGGUCAAAAAACCACCCAAAAAUCUUCCUCGAUUGGUAAAGAUCGUCAUUCCGACGGUGAUGCUGAUUUACCUGUCCACUGUGACGUCAUACUUCACGGUGCUGACGCCGGAAGAAAUGACGGCGCAUCGCUGGUUUGGGGUUACGUGGGGACGAAAAAUGUUAGGAGGGGCAGGCUUUCUUAUCCCUGUCGGCGUUGCAUUUGUUGCUUUGGGAAAUGCCAACAACACAAUCAUAGCAUCGGGGAGAUUAUCGUCAAUUUCUGCGGAGGACGGAUAUGUCCCGGAGUUUCUAACAUACAGACACGUCAGGACGAAGAGUCAUAUUCCGGCCAUCAUUAUGAGGGCAAUAGCAGCAAUCGUCAUGGCCACGUGUCUGUCCUCCCAGCUGAUGGUACGGUUCUGGAUUUUCACGGUCUGGUUGUUUCACGGACUCGCCAUUUUUGGUCUGAUCGUCAUGAGGAUUCGCAAACCCCACCUCCCUAGGCCGUACAAAGUGAACAUACUAAUCCCUAUCUUUGUGACCCUGGGGGCGGGCUACUUGGUGAUUGCCCCCCUCACAGUCUACCCACUGAAGGGCGAGUUCAUCCUGACGCUGGCCGUGGCUGGGUCCGCCGUUGUGUUCUAUGUCCCGCUAGUCAGGUGGAGUUGGAAUAAAAAGAUUACAGAUUACUUUACGGUUUUCUUCCAACUGUUCUUUGAGAUCGUUCCAGAGAAACGUUUCCAGAAGCGUCAGAGACAAAAGAAAUCCCGGCGACCGGCGUCCGUAGCGCCGAUGACGACACUGGAGCCCAUCGAGGAAAUGAUAAACGAGUUUGACGACGCCUCUUCGGUAAGAAGGAUGGGUCGCCAGGACUCCAACGACGCAUGCUCAGUUGACUUUUCCGACGUGUUCACGGUGGCGACCUAUGACACCAUGGGGUCACUGGAUGACCUUGAGUCGAUGGACGGGACCAUUGACGACUCCGUGUCAAACUUCAGUAGCUCGCCCUCUAGCGGCGAAAACUCGCCCCCGCCGAGGUACGAGGAAUCCUUCGACUAUGUGACCAAGCUGUGAAAGGUGUUGCAUGUUACACCAUUGGGUCAUAUUUAUUCGGACAAGAACGGGUUUUAACGAUUUAUCUGGUCCAAAAUAUAAUGAUAAAGGCACGGGAUCGUUCUUUUAGGCAUGGGAAUCAUUCUUUCCUGCGACCAAAAACAAUAAAUCACAGAGACCAUUCUAUUUGGCAGCUGCAAGAUUUGGCUAGUUCAAUUGCCAGUCACCGAGAAAAUUCUGAAUGCAAAGAGUUCAGAGCGAUGUCAUCAUGCCAUGUUAGUUUUAUCAAAUUGAUCAAUGGGAGGUUACAAAGUUUUGUCUGUGAUAAAAUGUUUAGAUAUAUAUGUUUGAUUUGUUUUGUUACAAAGUAUUUAUUUUAUUCAUUGUUCAUUUGUUACAACUUUGUUUUCGAUAUUUGAUAAAAUUGUUUUCUUUUUCUGUGUUUGCCUACUUCCCGUUCUCAACUACAAGAAAAAUAUCAGUGACACCUCAAGUCGAAUUUAACUCAUAGGUGCCGCGAGCAGAAUUGCUGUCUGGUCAUCCAAGAAAUCGGGCGUAAAGAUACAGUCAUGUACGAUUUUUGAUUAAACCAAUUACAGUUAUUACACCAAUGAACAGUCGGUGGGUCGUCGCAUGAUUCUCGAACUAAACCAAAAUCAGGCAAGACGAUAAUCAUCAUUAGAUCUCCAGAUAGUCGCCCUUAAAUACAAAAUCGGUCUUCCAAAAACCUAACAGAUUUAGGAGCGUCUGAUGUAUAACUUGCACAUAAUAAAGGAAAAACCUUCAUACACGUAAGCAUAAUUAUAAAUAAUGUAUAUAUUCACAUUACCAA
Magallana angulata is the source of this 5393-nucleotide messenger RNA. RefSeq lists its product as uncharacterized. Gene Ontology annotation, cellular component: intracellular membrane-bounded organelle; membrane. Gene Ontology annotation, biological process: chloride transport; transmembrane transport. The record is from RefSeq and is a predicted model, not a curated record. The coding region runs from base 62 to 4582 and encodes 1506 amino acids. NCBI's taxonomy places the organism in Eukaryota, Metazoa, Mollusca, Bivalvia, Ostreida, Ostreidae. The transcript is spliced from 30 exons. Gene Ontology annotation, molecular function: voltage-gated chloride channel activity.